AUGAAUGGCGAACCGGGCCGUCGUCAUCUAGCACCACCUGGUUCAUAUCAACGCGAGCAGCGGCUACGGCAGAUAGCGAAGAGCGUAGUCGAGGGACAACUCAGAAUUCGUAGCCACUCUGUGGAUGUCAGCGAUCAGUUUAACAAGGCUCCCAAAAUUUUGGUUACAGCCAAGGAAUUCGUAUCAUCGGCUGUUACUUCAGAGCCUCAUGCCGCAUUAGCGUGGGCUAGAGUGUGCAUCUUCUUGCCGCUUCUUUUAAAUCCAUCAGAGCAGAAUUCCGCUACUCAUAAUAGCCUAAAGGCCAUUCCCCUAGCUGUGCGUAGAUUAGGGGUGAUAAAGAGACUUAUCAGACGAGGAAAUUCAAGCCUAGCUCAGAAUAGCUAUCAGUCUAAUAGCCUAGACCUUGUCAAAGACUUCAAGGAUACGGCUACCGAGCUGUAUAAGACAAUUCUCGAGUUUCAGUCAACUAGUGAGGCAGCAAUUCUGACUAGUCGGAUCAAGAAUCUGCUUAGCGCUAGACAGAAGAGGAGCGCAAGUGUGUACAACUAUUUCGACAAUCAAACUCGUACGAGAAUCAGAAAUACAGAACGCCAAAAAGGGUUUAGAAACGGGGAAUUAGUUCUGGAGAAUGAAAUUUUCUCAAUUGGCGCCAGGAGGAAGGUGCUGAUCUGCUUUAGUUCCCGGUUCGGGCAAAUCCGUUCUAGCAAGACAAUUAUUAAUAAAGGUCUGGCUACCUUAAGUCAUCAGAAAAAGUCUGCGCGCUAUAUCUGCGAUCUUGCACUAACUUUUCUCGGCAUUCCCAUCUCUAGUGACAGUGCUCUUAUAGCUUAUUAUUUGAAUAGGAAGGACUUAGUCUACUUGUUUAACGAGAUAUUUAGUAUCCUCUGCCAAGCAGCUACUAAUACCGCCAUCGAACAAGUUGUGUGUGUACUGGAUAGCCUCGAUAAAUACAGUGAGGAAGAUCGAUUCUCUCUGAUUAAAGCAAUCACUAAAUUAUACCACGAAACCAACAAUGCUUCUAAUCUUGACAAUCAGCCCAAGUUAAAGUUUCUCCUAACUAGCCGUCCGUAUUCACACAUCUAUUCGCAGUUCCACGAUCUCAUGAAGGAGACCCCUACAAUCCACUUAUCAGGAGACCAUGAAUCUAAAAUGAUUAAAGAUGAGAUUGAUCUUGCCAUUAAUAUCAACAUUCCAAAGCUUGCUACUAAAAGAGGCUUCGAUGAAGAGGCAACUGAAUACCUUCUUAAGGAGUUACACACUGUCGACAACAGAACGUAUCUAUAG
Penicillium subrubescens is the source of this 1284-nucleotide messenger RNA. RefSeq lists its product as uncharacterized. NCBI's taxonomy places the organism in Eukaryota, Fungi, Ascomycota, Eurotiomycetes, Eurotiales, Aspergillaceae. The transcript is spliced from 7 exons. The record is from RefSeq and is a predicted model, not a curated record. The coding region runs from base 1 to 1284 and encodes 427 amino acids.